Messenger RNA from Erigeron canadensis, 1572 nucleotides. RefSeq lists its product as uncharacterized. The transcript is spliced from 3 exons. Bases 208 to 939 code for a protein of 243 amino acids. NCBI's taxonomy places the organism in Eukaryota, Viridiplantae, Streptophyta, Magnoliopsida, Asterales, Asteraceae. The record is from RefSeq and is a predicted model, not a curated record.
UCGAGAUAUCUAACAUACCCCUUCCACAACCCACUAAUAAUAAUUUCAUAAUUUUAUUCCUUUUUGUGUCAAUCCAAUAUAUACUCAUAAUAAUAAUAAUAAUAAAUUGAUCCAUUUUUCACUUUUGUCCAAAUUCAUUUCACAAUAACAAAUCAUUGUUUCAAACUAAAGAAAAAUAAGUAACAAUAGUAAUUGUUGCCGGGAAAAAUGGAAGAAUGUUAUUUUGCGGGAAAAUUAAAGAGAAAACAACAAAUUAAUGAUGAUGAUUUCUCCCUUUCUUCUCCUGCCACCAAAAUCCGCCGUCUGGAUGCCGAGUUGCCUCCAAUAAUAGAGGAAGAAGAGAUGGUGAAUCCGAUGGUAUUUGAACAGCCAGAGCUGUAUCAAGAUACUUUUGUUGAACAAGCAGUGAGAGGUAGUCCCAUAGCAAUUGACGAGCUGAGUGGUAGUUUUCCUGUGAAUGAAGAGAGAGCUAUUGUUCUGUAUGAUCCCACGAAUAACAUGCCUGCAUUGCAAACUCGUUCACCCUUCUCUGUUACGGUUAAUUCAGACUUCCUUUCUAGGAUUAAAAAUUCAAACAUAUGGUCGAAGCCAGACCUACUUAAAUUAUUAAGUGGCAAAACAGAAAAGCUGCAUGUUAACUCUGAGCAAUAUAAUGGAAGUCUGGCUGUUGUACCAUGGGCGCCAACAUCUUCACAAAACCGGGCAACUCUAGAAGUGGAGAUCCCUCAAACAGAAGUAUCUGAGAUGAUGGAUGCAGAUGACAUGGAAGCCACUACCAUGGAUACCGAGGAUAAUAACUCCCAACAAAUGCCAAUGAACGAGACUGGUUCUGCGAGUGGUAGUGAGGGCGUGCAUGAGUGGCAACAACAUUGCAUGAUUCCACAGCCUCCACAUAACUUGCCAGUGCCAAUUGCUUGGUCGGGUACAUUUUAUUCAUAAAGGGAUGGAAAAAAGAAUUUUGGUUAGAGCAUGUCGAGGUGUUGAGAUAUAUCAAUGGUCAAGGUAGUGGGUUUUAGAUUGCAGUCCCAUAUAUAGAGUUCAUAUGCUAGUACUAUUGUGGAUGGAAUCUAAGAUUGGAAGAUCUUGUAUUUCUGCUUCAAGGAUAUACUACAAAAAAAACGAGUUUUUCCUGUGUUAUACAUCAAAAUUUGAAGCUUUGUUAUAGAUGCAAAUUUGAGCUUUGGAUCUCAUUUUAGUUCAUCCUUUGUAUGACGAUAACUCUAGCGUCGUGGUUAAUAUUAGCUGAAUUAUGUUCAAAUAGAUAAUCUGGUUAACUUUAGUACCAAGUUUUGGUUGAGCCUAAGCGGUAAGAUGGAGGUGGCAAGAUGGUUUCAUCGAGCAAGUUGGUUAAUGGGUAUAAACAAGCAGGGUUAAAAUAGGCAAUGGGUCACUUGGUACACUGUUAAAAGGAGUUCCGGCAAAUACAGCCGUGAUCAACUGCAGUUGAGGUUAGAUCGUGUUAACCUUUGACACUUUUGGUGCAUUUUACGUGUUUUACCUUCCAUAACACAACUAUUAUGAUAUCUUCUUUUCCUCUAAAAAUCAAUCAUGUGGUACAAUAUUAUGCGUUAA